AUGCCUGGGUCGUGGGUCCAUGGCCCGCGAUCUCCCAGGAAGCUGGUGAUUGCCCUGCUUACUGCACUCGUCACCAGUCCUGUACCAGUUGCCCUAGGACUAAGGACGACGGGGGGAUCGCCCUGUGCCAGUGUCUGCAAUAAAGUAUCCACGAACACGACAGCCUCGGAGAUUGUUUGUUUAGACAAUAGCUACGGCGAUUCCAAGGGAAAGACCUUCGAAGACUGCGUCAGCUGUCAGUUGGAGAGUUCCUAUGUAGAUCGAUUGAGUGGCGAGACGGAUGUUAACUGGGGUCUCUAUAACCUGCGCUAUGCAGUCUCUUCCUGUGUUUUCGGAUACCCGGAGAGCGCGGCGAAUAUCUCCACCCCAUGCACUGUCACCUGUAGUAGCGUCCAGAGCGCCGUGGAAGUCGACCUUCUCGAUCCCGGUGCGAAUAAUUUCAAUGACUGGUGUUCGACAACUGGUUUUGCCGAUAAUGUCAUCAACGAUUGCGAGUUCUGCUACAACCUGACCUACCAGCAGACGAAUCCGCAGGUGUACAUUGCGAACUUCCUCGAAUCCGUCCGGUAUAACUGCCACUACAAAACCGGUGUCGGCCUUGCCUUCGACAUCGCCCCCUCACGCAUCUUCACCGAAACCCUCCUCCCCUCGAGUAUGUCGCUUGCCACUUCCACUCCUUCCGGCGGCUCAGGCGUGAAUCUGGGCGUUGUUAUUGCCGUGCCCAUCGUGGGCUUCAUAAUCAUCGUCUGCAGUCUAGGCGCCUGCUGCUUCUUCUUCAUCCGCUGGCGGCGCAAGAGUGUUGGUCGCGGCCGCUACCAGGACCACCUGUACGCUCGCUGGAACGAUACCUCCAUCAGCACGCCCCAGCAGGCGCAAGGCGGCUGGGGCUCUCCACAUCAGAUGCACGCCGCUGGAUACGGCGUGCAUGACCCCGGAUAUGGGUCCGGCUUCGGCUUCACCGAAAGCGAUGGACAAAGUCAUGCGGUUGGGUACGCACAUGAUUAUUCCAAGACUGGGUAUUCGUACGAGCUCACGGAGACAUCACCGUCUAAUUACCAUGCCACCCCGCAAAUGGGCGCGCACAGCUUCGAUCCGGAUCGGAAAGACCCGUAUUCGGAUCAUAUCGUGCAGUCGCCGCCGCCGCCAGCGCCGUAUGUGUCGCCGCAUAUGUGGCACGGUGACUUUUAUCCAGAUAAAAAACAGCCUUUUUAA
Molecule: messenger RNA, 1212 nt
Organism: Penicillium daleae
Lineage: Eukaryota; Fungi; Ascomycota; Eurotiomycetes; Eurotiales; Aspergillaceae
Exons: 3
Coding region: 1-1212 (403 amino acids)
Source: RefSeq, a predicted model, not a curated record